Thlaspi arvense is the source of this 444-nucleotide messenger RNA. NCBI's taxonomy places the organism in Eukaryota, Viridiplantae, Streptophyta, Magnoliopsida, Brassicales, Brassicaceae. The record is from the annotation of a GenBank genome assembly.
GUAGCUUCAAGGAAGAUGGCUAGUGGAAGCCUGAAAAGACUUGUAUCUUCAGCAGUCACUCUUGGUGUGACCGAAGCAAGAGCAAGGAUUUUUGGGCAUAUGCUUAACCCAAUGGGACAGAGAUCUCCUCAUAAGAUACUAAGGAAGAAGCUUUUUGGUGAUAAGGUUGCAGAAUGGUAUCCAUACGACAUCAAGAAUGAGGAUCCUAAUGUCUUGGCUAGAGAAGAACAAGUGUACUUUUCCGAAACCUUUCUUGGAAUGAGAAAGAAACAUGAUAUAGGAACUAUGAGUGUUGUACUUGAAUGGUUGUGUUACGUGAGGCUUAUGCAGAGUCGUGUGCUUGAGUUUCUGUGGCGCAUAUCGAAGCUUGAAAUGUUGAAGCGUCGUGACAAAGGACCGCCAAAGAAGGGUCACGGAAAACGUGCUGCGAAGCGUAACAAGUAG